AUGGCCUUGUGGCCCUUCAGGCGGAAAGCGUCGCAACGACGCUCGUCCACCGGGCGAGGGCGACUUGCUGGGGACCAUGCAGCACCGCCGCCGCGCUCCAUGACCGAGCCCCCGAUGGCUACGACCGACACACCGGGCGGGACUGCGGGGUCAUCCCCGGGUCCCGACCGCACCAAGAGCAAGAGGCAACGCAACUCGCCUGGUAACAAGAAAAUCCAGCGUCGCAACCGGACAUACAGCUUCUCACCGGGUCGUCGAGACUCGAUACGUGUCGCCCGGGCUAGGGAGGAAUCGGUCCCACCUUUGCCCGCAGGGCCCAUCCCGGUGGCCGCCAUGUAUGAUUCGGAUUACGGGGGAAAGGGUCCCUCCGGCGUCACUCAUGAAGCUGACCUUAGAAAUCGGGUGCCCACCCUACACCACAGCACCUCGCAAAACAAGAGGCGGGCCCAACCUUUACCCAGGAAGAAGUCCAGCAAACGACGCAAAGAGGAUCAUGAUCGCGAGGCCGAGAUCAAGGCUAUGAGCCAUUCUCAUCCUGUGCCAACUCGUCCUGCUACCGAGACCUGGAUUGCCGGGAGGCCACUCAAGCGGGAAAGCAAGAGGACGGCUGGUGGCCACACCAAAGACUGGCAUAGACCAGACUCUGACAUUUCCUUGCCGGAAUCGAUACACUCGAGCAUGUCUUCGGAUUCCGAGCAUGUGUCGUUCCGCGUGUCUGCCCUCGAUGUGCUCGCGCCCCGACCGACGAUACGAUAUGCUUCGAGCCCGGUCUACGGAGUUUCGAACAACUCGGAACCCGUGAGGACACUAUCGCAGAAGAGAAAGCUAUCAGAGAGAGGCCCGAUUCCCGAGGCAACCUUGAAGGCGCACAAGAGAGUAGAUGAUCUAGCCGACGAUUUAGACGCAUCCGACCUUCGAGAAUUGAUGGAACGAGAUAAACGCAGAAGAGAACGAAAGAGAGAAAAGGAGCAACAAAGAGUUGAGAGGCGUCUAGCAAGAAGAGCAGAAAGGCAGCGAGUCGAAGAAGCUGAAGCCAAGCGCAAUGGAACACCGCCACCGCAGAAUCUAGAAAGAGGCGUUCUAGGACGAGAAUCUCCACCGGCCGGACAAGACACGACAUCUGCGGUUGUUACCUCGUCACGGCGUAGACAGUCAGCCGAAUCACUAAGCAAACAGACAGAGCCAGCUGCUGCGGCCAGCGAAGCGAAGCGUGCGCCAUCACCAUUGGACCAGUUCCAUCGUGUAGACAGUAUCACACAGACACCUACAGAGUUUAUCGAAGCUGCGCAACCAGAACAACCACCUCGACCGGAAGAGCUCGAACCGAGAACGUCACGGUCGCCGAGUCCCAGGUUAAUCAACUUCAUUCGGUCUAAGAAACGCCGAUCGAAGUCGCCUCCCCAGACAGAUCUGGAGAAGACUGAUGACAAGCCGUCGGCGCCAGCGUCGACACGAGUGGUCUCCAAGUCAGAAUCCGAAUCAGCUGGGAGACCAUCUGACAGCAGUUCCUCAGGGAAAGCUUGGAUGUCCAUCUUCAAAUGGGCUCGGACUGGGAAGAACAGACGGAGCUCCGGCCCAUCGUCGUUCUCGAAUACUUCUCGAGACUCGAUGCUGGCCAGCCAGCCACCAAAUCAGACGCCCAACUAUCUGCCCAUCCAGAGGUCUAACUCCAAGGUGCCCAAGAGGACGAUGUCUCGUUUCCGGGAGGAUCUGCCUGAGCUCCCUCUCUCGCCGCCGGACUCACGUGUAGCCUCCCCUGAAGCUGACUUCAGACCUGCGGAGCCAUUACCCGUCAUUGCCGAUGACGUCGUCAUGCGAUACGAUACCCCCACCUCCGGCCACCGUGCAACCCCCAGUUCGAUGCACCGCGAUGAGAUGCAAACCUCGCCGGCACCUCAGUCCAUGUCUCUGGCAUCGAUUGACUCGGAGGGCUCAUGGCUGUCUGGUCGUGCAGCUGGCAAGCGGGCGUCGUCUGGAAUGCGCGGUUCCCUGACCAACUAUCCCUUGCGCUCUGUGUCUGGAGACUCCGAGGACCAUGACGACGACGCCGUGCAAGAUGACGACUUCUUGAACAUCGUUGACGAUAAGAAGCUGCACCGCAAGUCAACUGGCGAGGCACGCCCGAGCAGUGAUGAAGAGGAGCAAGAGGACGAACAGUCCCCGAAGUGGGGCAAUCUCACUCGUACCCCAACGUUUACACACCGCCGAGAGACAAUGAGAAGUCGUGAGGGUCUUUUAUUACAAACAUAUGACGAUGAUGACAAGGAGAUUGGCAUCGACAAGGACAGUGAGGACGGAACCUCUUUCGGGGGCGAAUCACCCACUGUUCCUCAGCGAGCUACCAGUGUCAACUUUGGCAAGGGGCACAUCCGCAAUUUUAGUGCAGGAAGUGCCAAGCUAUUGGAACUUUCUCCACGAGCAUCUACCGACAAGCGCAGGAGUGUCCACGAGCCAGUCACUCAAUAA
Messenger RNA from Neoarthrinium moseri, 2466 nucleotides. RefSeq lists its product as uncharacterized. The coding region runs from base 1 to 2466 and encodes 821 amino acids. Lineage: Eukaryota; Fungi; Ascomycota; Sordariomycetes; Amphisphaeriales; Apiosporaceae. The transcript has a single exon. The record is from RefSeq and is a predicted model, not a curated record.